This is a messenger RNA of Durio zibethinus, 1423 nucleotides long. It is a transcript of the gene ENODL1, whose product is annotated as early nodulin-like protein 1. Gene Ontology annotation, cellular component: plasma membrane. The record is from RefSeq and is a predicted model, not a curated record. NCBI's taxonomy places the organism in Eukaryota, Viridiplantae, Streptophyta, Magnoliopsida, Malvales, Malvaceae. Gene Ontology annotation, molecular function: electron transfer activity.
CUUAAUAUGAAAUCUCUCUUUUUCUUAGUUUUCUUUGUUGGUAUUCUCUCCUUCUCUGAUGCCCUCAAAAACUUCUACGUUGGUGGCAAAGAUGGUUGGGUUUUGCAGCCUAAAGAGAAAUACAAUGACUGGGCUGGUAGACAAAGGUUCCAAGUCAAUGACACUCUUAGUUUCAAAUAUGAGAAAGGAUCAGACUCGGUUUUGUUGGUUCACAAAGAUGAUUAUUACAAGUGCAAUAGAAAGAACCCUGUAAAGAAAAUGACGAGCGGAAGUUCUGAGUUUCAGUCACACUAAAAUCCUUUUUUUUCAUAAGUUGGCGAAGAGGGAUUCAUAUGCCAGAAAGGUCAAAACUGAUCAUGGUUUUUGACUGAGAGUAGAAAACCCCAUCUACUCAAUCACCUAAAGCAGUUCCUCAACUUGUCCAUGUUCCAAGUAGACCAAGCCCCAGCAAUAAUCUCCUUUCUCUCUCCAGGGCCUGCUUACUCUCCCAAGCAUCGUGGCCCUGUUGUAGAACCUCCCAAAGCAUCAACUCCAGGACCAGCAUACUCUCCCAAGCAUCAUGGUCCUGUUGCAAAACCUCCCACAACAUCAUCUCCAGUACCUGCCUUGCCUCCUACAUCUUUUUCCCCUGUUUCUGAAUCUCCUACAGAAUCAUCUCCAGUACCUGCUUUGGCUCCAAUAUCUCUUUCUCCUGUUUCUGAAUCUCCUAAAGAAUCGUAUCUAUCACCAGUACCAUCUCCAGGACCAGCACUCUCUCCCACGCGUCAUGGCCCUGUUGCAAAUCCUCCUCAAGUAUCAUCUCCAACACCGGCACCAUCUACACAUCAUUCUCCAUAUUCAGGACCAUCACUGUCUCCACAGGCUUAUGGCCCUAUUGCAUAUCCUCCUAAAGCAACAUCCCCAACAUCAUCUACGUCCCCCAACAUUUCACCAUCACCCAAAGCUUCAACUCCAUCUUAUUCAGCUAGCCCUGUUGAGGCACCAACGACUACAGUUUCAAGCCCACCACCUCCACCACAGGCUAUUUCUCCUUCUGCUUCUCCUUCUCUAUCACCAAAAGGUUCUCCUGUCCCAUCUGGAAGGCAAACAGGCACUCCGGCAUCGGCGCCUUCCAAUUCAUCUGCCACUGCAACUUAUUCAAGUGUGACGGUGUUAGCAGCUAGCGUCUUGUUGAGUAUGCUACUUGGCAGCUUUGUGGGUGUUUUUUAGAAAUAUUGAAUAAUUUAGUGGAGAGGUUUGGAAAUUAAUAUUUUGAUAUUGGAAUUCUUAUAUUUAUUUUUUUAGUCAUUAUAAUUCCAUAUUUCAGAUGAGUUACUUUUUUUUCAAAUUAAUGUUAUGAUGUAUAACGAACAUAUAUGAGAUUGAACUUUUUUAUAUUUUCUUUAUAAUAUAUUCCAAUCUUGCUUCUCGUUUUUUACAAUUU